Oppia nitens is the source of this 1024-nucleotide messenger RNA. RefSeq lists its product as uncharacterized. The transcript has 3 exons. The record is from RefSeq and is a predicted model, not a curated record. NCBI's taxonomy places the organism in Eukaryota, Metazoa, Arthropoda, Arachnida, Sarcoptiformes, Oppiidae. The coding region runs from base 28 to 873 and encodes 281 amino acids.
UUUACAAUCGUUAACUGUUUGCCAUCAAUGGGUAUGAAUUUUGACAUUAAUAGUGUGGAAACUACUGGCCAUAAAAUGUUUGAAAAAUUAAACACAAAUACCACUACUAAUGAUAUUAAUUGGACUAAAAAUGUUAACAAAAAAAGUUUUAAAAAUAUUGAAAACCAAUCGCCGGCUGAUUACAUGCCGUCGGCGGCACCGACGGUGGCGGCGGUAAUCAAAAUCGAUGGCAACGAUACGGCCAAACAUUUGAUGCCCGACAAAGACAACAACAACAACAACCAGCAAAAUGUCAAACAAGCCGUGGAAAUGGCUGCCAAUCAGGCUAUCUGGUCAUUGAAUCGGGCCAUCGACAGUUCAAUGAACAAGGGGUUCAGUCUACCCUACCCGCUGGCCGCCCGACUGGUACGGGAACAGGCCAUCAAAGCCAAAGAACAGGCCAACGAUGAACUGCAGAAAAUUGUCGAUCAAAUAGUACAGUCGGCGGCUGUCGCCGACAACGAUGAUCGGCACCGAGUAUUGGCCAUCCGUUAUGAGGCUAAUAAAGCCCUUGAUUUGGCUAUGAAUGCCAUCGAAAGUGCCCGAUCGCUGGCCGUGAAAGCAGCUCUCAGAAAAUUUACCGAAGAGGGGACCGCCGCCAAUGUUGAUGACACCAAAACCGAUACCCAUACCUAUCCGGCAGCACAACAACAACAACAACAGCAGACAGCAUCGUCGACACCAACUUCGGCGGAUAAAAAUGGAGUCAGUGUUGUUGUCCAACAGUUUAUCAAAUCAAUACUAUCCGACACUAUCAUUGCGGGACAAAUGAGUAAAAAAAUUCCCGCAAUUGGCCAGACAUUGAAUUUAUCGGCCAGUUUGUCGACAUAUUAGAUCAGAGCCGUCGAUAACGAAGAGCUGUCGAUUGCAACAGUUUUGCCGACACAAACCUACCGGAGAUCUGAUUUAAUUUUUAUUUUUAUUUUUUUUUUGAUGUCAACCUAAAACAUAUCCAACAUUAUUAUUAUUAUUUAAAUUGACUUAA